GCUCCACUCAUGGCCUCUCCUUUUUUAUGCCAUUUACUAAUAAUUGGUUAGAGGGAUCUCUCCCAUUCCGGUCCAGCCGGAUGGAGGAAAAGAAAAGAAUACCGUUUGUCUGCUGUUUUCUCGGUGUUUGAUUUUGGAAUCUAUCUCCCGUUUUCUGUCUGACAGACAAACAUUACAGUACACCACAUUGCCAUUGCCACUUCCUUUCUUUAAUUUUCUUUCCUUCUUCAGGGCCGGCCAGCCCUUCUUCACCACCAAGAGAGGAGCCCCACACGGCACCACCCACAAAAGCAGAGGCAAUUUCGUUUUGCCCUCUCUCAUUUCUUUCCCCUCUUACUGUAGUUCCUUAAAACUGACGAAGGGAGGAUAAGGUGGUUAGGGGGUGGGUUGAUCAGACACAGAGAGAGAAGGAGAGUGAGACCCAGAAGGAGAUAUUGGAGAUAUUUGUUUUGAUAAAUGGGUUCUUCAUCUGGGAACAAUUAUGAUUAUUCAUUCAAAAUCUUGUUGAUCGGGGACUCUGGUGUCGGUAAGAGCAGUCUACUCGUCAGUUUCAUCUCCAACCAUGUUAAUGAUCUCUCCCCCACCAUCGGUGUGGAUUUUAAGAUCAAGAUGCUCACAAUUGAUGGGAAAAGAUUGAAGCUGACAAUAUGGGACACAGCUGGACAGGAAAAAUUCAGAACAUUAACAAGCUCAUACUAUAGAGGUGCACAAGGAAUCAUUCUUGUUUAUGAUGUGACACGGAGAGAAACCUUCACAAAUUUGUCGGAUGUAUGGAAAAAGGAGAUAGAACUAUACUCCACUAAUCAGGAUUGUAUAAAGGUGCUGGUUGGGAACAAAGUUGAUAAGGAUAGUGAAAGAGCUGUAAGCAGAGCAGAGGGAAUUGCUUUAGCAGAAGAUUAUGGAUGUUUAUUUCUUGAAUGUAGUGCCAAAACCCGAGAAAAUGUGGAGCAAUGUUUUAAAGAACUUGCUUUAAAGAUAUCCGAGGUUCCUAGCUUAUUGGAAGAGGGAUCUACUUCAGCAAAGAGGAAUAUUUUAAAACAGAAACAAGAGUAUCAGGCACCUCCCAAAGGUGGUUGUUGCUCUUGAUAUGCUGAAUGUGUCCAAAGGAUGACCUAGAAAUGAAGUCUGAGGUCCAGAAGAAGCAGUGCUAACAGUGGUUUGACAGUUAGAUUAUGCAACUCUUUGUGGUGGAAUGAUGUAUAUUGUGGAUUGUUUUCUUCAAUUUCUUGUUUCUGGUGAUGUUGUUUUUAAGUCUUCAUUGUCUUCCUGGGUCAAGGUGUUGGUUAUAUAAUAUCAACUAGAUUAUGUAAAGAAAUUGAGACAGGAAAUGUUAAUGUACACAAAAAUGGAGUAAUAUUUGUUUGUUCCUA
Molecule: messenger RNA, 1370 nt
Organism: Nelumbo nucifera (sacred lotus)
Lineage: Eukaryota; Viridiplantae; Streptophyta; Magnoliopsida; Proteales; Nelumbonaceae
Product: ras-related protein RABC2a
Molecular function (GO): GTP binding; GTPase activity
Source: RefSeq, a predicted model, not a curated record